AUGUCCUACCCUCAGGGCUACCUGUACCAGCCCCCGGGCUCGCUGGCGCUCUACUCGUGCCCGGCGUACGGGGCGUCGGCGCUGGCGGCGCCGCGGAGCGAGGAGCUGGCCAGGUCUUCCUCGGGCUCGGCGUUCAGCCCGUACCCCGGAUCCGCGGCGUUCACCGCCCAGGCGGCCGCCACCGGCUUCAGCAGCCCGCUCCAGUACUCCACCGACCCGGCCUCGGGAUUCCCCUCCUACAUGGGCUCCCCGUACGACGCCCACACGACGGGGAUGAGCGGGGCCAUCAGCUACCACCCGUACGGCAGCCCUGCCUACCCCUACCAGCUGAACGACCCCGCUUACCGGAAGAACGCCACGCGGGACGCCACGGCCACGCUGAAGGCCUGGCUGCAGGAGCACCGCAAGAACCCGUACCCGACCAAGGGCGAGAAGAUCAUGCUGGCCAUCAUCACCAAGAUGACCCUCACGCAGGUCUCCACCUGGUUCGCCAACGCCCGGCGGCGGCUCAAGAAGGAGAACAAGAUGACCUGGGCGCCCCGGAACAAGAGCGAGGACGAGGACGAGGACCUGGAAGGGGACGGCGCGGGGGUGCGGGCCAAGGAGGAGACGCUCUCGGACAAAGGGCAGGACAGCCACGAAGCCUCGGCGGAGGAUGAAGGGAUCAGCUUGCAAGUGGACUGCCUGACUGACCACUCCUGCUCGGCCGAAUCCGACGGCGAAAAGGCCCCUUGCAGGUCCGGAGACAGGCUGUGCGAGUCCGGCUCGGAAUGCAAGGACAAGUACGAGGAGACUGGGGAAGACGAGGACGAUGUGGAGGACGAGGAGGAGGACGACGAGGAGGAGGAGGCCGAGCGAGGCCUCCCCGCCAAGCCCGUCACCUCCUCCCCGCUCACCGGGGUGGAAGCGCCUCUCCUGGGCCACCCCCAUGGCGAGGACUCCCCCCGGAACGCCAACAAAGCCGCCCUGGACGCCCGGAUGCCUCCGUCGGCGGCCUCGCAGGCCACGCAGGCCAGCAAGCCCAAGCUGUGGUCGCUGGCGGAGAUCGCCACCUCGGACCUUAAGCACCCCCACCACCCGCACCUCGGCCUGGGGCAGAGCUGCCAGCCGGCCGCCCCACCGCCCUCCGCCCCCCACAACGCUGCCUACUCGCCCUCCUCACUGCUGGGCAGGCACAUCUACUACACCUCGCCUUUUUAUAGCAAUUACACAAAUUACGGGAACUUCAAUGCCCUCCAGGGCCAGGGCAUCUUGAGGUACAACUCGGCCUCUGUGGCCUCAACAGAAGGACUCGCUCAGACUGUGAUAAGCAGCGGCAGCCUGGCGCAGAAGCCGGGCUCGGAGAGCGCCUUGAAAUCCAUCGCCAGCCACGUAGAACAGCACUACAAGCCCCCGAGCUCGGACCCCAAGAAAGACCCUGUUGAAGGCUGCUCAGUCGCGAUCCAGCCCUUCCUAUAGAAGCGCAGUCACACCGCAGCCAGGCAAGUGUGAUAGGAUUUAUUGUACAAACUCUUUGUAAAAGAUCAACCAGUAGGAAUUACUUAAAGAAACCG
Messenger RNA from Varanus komodoensis (Komodo dragon), 1553 nucleotides. It is a transcript of the gene IRX2, whose product is annotated as iroquois homeobox 2. The transcript is spliced from 5 exons. Bases 1 to 1458 code for a protein of 485 amino acids. Lineage: Eukaryota; Metazoa; Chordata; Lepidosauria; Squamata; Varanidae. Gene Ontology annotation, molecular function: RNA polymerase II cis-regulatory region sequence-specific DNA binding; DNA-binding transcription factor activity, RNA polymerase II-specific. Gene Ontology annotation, cellular component: nucleus. Gene Ontology annotation, biological process: cell development; neuron differentiation; regulation of transcription by RNA polymerase II. The record is from RefSeq and is a predicted model, not a curated record.